UACCGCAAGAUAUAGGUAAACUUUUACCAUUACCAUUACGUUACCUGAUAACUUAUUCAAAACGUUGACAAGUACACUAAAAUGAUACUCGUACAUGGAAAGAUUCCUUGGAAGGAUACAGAUUAAAGAUUGAUCAUGUUAAAAUGGUCAGAGGAAGCAAUAUUGAUCAUACUCUCUCUCUCUCUCUCUCUCUCUCUAUAAACUUAUCUCCUUCCUAUGUCGAGCAGAAGGCUUCUCUCCGAUGUCUACAAAACCCAUAUUCUUCUUCUUCUUCUUGCCCUGUUUUUGGGCAACUGCUAUGCUCAAACAAGUCCCAAUUGUGUCCCCUCUUGUGGAAAUAUCCACAUCAGUCACCCAUUUCGAGUGAAAGGAGACCCAAAGGAGUGCGGAAACAAGAAAUACGAACUGGAAUGUGACCACAAUCGUCCUGUACUGUACUUGAAUUCCUCUGCAAAAUACUACGUCCACGCCAUCAACUACAACAACUACACAAUCCGACUAGUCGAUGUUGGCUUAAAACAGGGAAGUUGCUCAUCCCUCCCUCUUCAUUCUUUAUCAGAUCUCAACUUCACUAAUGCUGACCAAUAUGCAUUAAAGUUCCCUUACGGAGCUGUCAGUUAUUCUUCCGCGGCUUUUAAUUUUUACAUUGAUCAUCUAAUCCCAUGGGAUGUGGCCGUGGCACUCUGGGUAGAUUGUGAAAAGCCAGUAAAAUCUCGAUUCUACUCCGAAAGUAAUACUAGUGCUUCUAGUUGUAUUGAUAAAGCAACUUCUUCUUCUUCACUCUCUUCCGGAGAAAAGAGACGCUAUUCUUACUUUUUGUUCGGAAGCUUACUACUUUCGGACGUGGCAGAUCAGUGCAAAAUAGAUGAGAUACGUAUAACAACGUUGUGGUUGCCAGCUGAUAAAAGCCAAGCAAACAUUUCCUACUCGGAUUUCCACAGUAAAUUGGAGUAUGGGUUUGAGGUUUCCUGGCUGUCCUCUGCCUGUGAACAAUGCGAAGGACUAGGAAAUCACUUUUGUUACAUGGGGUCUAAUUACAGCGUCAAUUGCUACAAAUUCUGCGAUUAUGGGCCCGCCAAAAACAGGACCUUUCAAUGUCGCUUGGAGAUUUUCUACAAUGAAUAUUUCAUUCCUGGAUACAAAGUUCGUGGGUUCGAUGUCACAGGAUGGAUCAUUUUAGGAAGAACUUCAUGUGGGAUGUUAUGCCUAUGGGCAUUUUUAAUAUAUAAGUUUAGAAGAAGACAUUUAUCAAUGUUCGAUACCGUUGAAGACUUUCUACAAGGUCAAAACAACCUGAUGCCGAUUAGGUACUCGUAUUCCGAAAUAAAGAAGAUGAGCAGAGAUUUCAAGGACAAGUUGGGGGAAGGAGGCUAUGGUUCCGUAUACAAAGGAAAGCUCCGAAGCGGUUAUGUCGCGGCAAUAAAGAUUUUAGGAAAGCCCAAAUCCAAUGGCCAAGAAUUCAUCAAUGAAGUUGCUACCAUUGGAAGGAUUCAUCAUGUCAAUGUGGUCCGACUAAUCGGAUUUUGUGCUACGAGAUCUAAACGAGCUCUUGUUUACGAAUAUAUGCCUAAUGGUUCUCUUGAGAAAUACUUAUUUUCUCAAGAAGGAAACAUCUCCUUGAGUUGCAAGCAAAUGUAUGACAUUUCCGUUGGAGUGGCACGUGGGAUCGAAUAUUUGCACCAGGGUUGUGACAUGCAAAUCUUACAUUUUGACAUCAAGCCUCACAACAUUCUUUUAGAUGAGAAUUUCAAUCCAAAAGUGUCAGACUUUGGGCUUGCGAAACUAUAUUCAACAGAUAAUAGCAUGGUGUCUUUUACUGCAGCAAGAGGAACAGUGGGCUACAUGGCUCCAGAGUUGUUCUACAAAAAUAUUGGACGUGUUUCGUACAAAGCUGAUGUUUAUAGUUAUGGAAUGUUGUUGAUGGAAAUGGCAGGUAGAAGGAGGAACUUGAAUGCAUUUGCCGAUCAGACAAGCCAAAUUUACUUUCCUUCAUGGAUUUAUGACCAAUUCAAAGCAGGAAAGGAAAUCGAAAUGGGAGAAGCCACGGAGGAGGAAAGGGAGAUGGUGAGGAAGAUGGUUAUAACGGCACUAUGGUGCAUCCAAAUGAGGCCUAGCGAUCGUCCUUCGAUGAACAAAGUUCUAGAGAUGCUUGAAGGAAACGUUGAAGCUCUUGAAAUGCCUCCCAAGCCUUUCUUAACUCCUCAAGAGAUGCCAAUUGAAGAUCAAUGAACCAAUUUGCAUCUUUAUGUAUUGAGUUGCUCAUUUUACUAGUUGUAGUCCUAUACUAAAGGUCACGACAUCCUCUUAUUCUCCUAGUUGGUUGGCAUUGCCCAUUCUGGCUAGUUGUAGCUUUAUGUAUUUAGCUUGUCUUAUAUAUUGAGUUGCUCAUUCAACUUUUGUGAGCACAUAUAUACAUAAUGAUAGUUUUGAAGCAGCUCGCUUAUGAAAAUAGCAUGGGAAGAAAUUCAAUCGCCAAGUUGAUCCAGUGACUUGAUUU
Messenger RNA from Rhododendron vialii, 2497 nucleotides. Its product is annotated as LEAF RUST 10 DISEASE-RESISTANCE LOCUS RECEPTOR-LIKE PROTEIN KINASE-like 2.5. Gene Ontology annotation, biological process: protein phosphorylation. Bases 217 to 2229 code for a protein of 670 amino acids. Gene Ontology annotation, molecular function: ATP binding; polysaccharide binding; protein kinase activity. The transcript is spliced from 4 exons. Lineage: Eukaryota; Viridiplantae; Streptophyta; Magnoliopsida; Ericales; Ericaceae. The record is from RefSeq and is a predicted model, not a curated record.